Messenger RNA from Closterium sp. NIES-65, 684 nucleotides. The record is from the annotation of a GenBank genome assembly. Lineage: Eukaryota; Viridiplantae; Streptophyta; Zygnematophyceae; Desmidiales; Closteriaceae.
AUGGAGGUUUCAGUCUGGCUUUCUCUACUGCGCUCAAAUGCAGGUUGCAGUCUGUCUUUCUCUACUGCUGCGCUAAAAUGGAGGUUGCCGUCUGACUUUCUCUAUUGCGCUCAAAUGGAGGUUGCAGUCUGUCUUUCUCUACUGCGCUCAAAUGGAGGUUGCAGUCUGUCUUUCUGUAGUGCGCUCAAAUGGAGGCUGCAGUCUGACUUUCUCUACUGCGCUCAGAUGGAGGUUGCAGUGGCGGCUGUGCUGUCGGACCACCGGGGCGACGUGGCGGCGUUCACUAGGCGGGUGCAGGCGCUGCAGGGGCUGCUGGAGGGCGUGCAGGCACAGCAGAGCGGUUGGAGCAUUGGGAACGGCGACCUGUGCGCGUUGGUGCGCGGGGAGGUGGCCUCGCAUGUGCUGCUGCGAUACUCCGACUUCCUCGACUGCCACAGGGCUCUCUCCGUGUUGAGGGCUCUCUCCGUGUUGAGGGCUCUCUCCGUGUUGAGGGCUCUCUCCGUGUUGAGGGCUCUCUCCGUGUCGAGUGCGCUCCAGGGCUCUCUCCGUGUUGAGGUGCGCUCCAGGGCUCUCUCCGUGUUGAGGUCUAUCAUGGAGAGCCGAGCGUGCAAGGUGCGAGUGCUGACACGGCAGGAGAUGCACGCAUGGCUGACAGAAAUAAUUGACAUGAAGAAGCACGCAUGA